Molecule: messenger RNA, 2463 nt
Organism: Python bivittatus (Burmese python)
Lineage: Eukaryota; Metazoa; Chordata; Lepidosauria; Squamata; Pythonidae
Gene: SFXN2
Product: sideroflexin 2
Biological process (GO): monoatomic ion transport; serine import into mitochondrion
Cellular component (GO): mitochondrial inner membrane
Molecular function (GO): monoatomic ion transmembrane transporter activity
Source: RefSeq, a predicted model, not a curated record
GCUUGGUGAGUUACAGGUUUCUUAAAACAUCUUGAUCCUGGUCAUAGAUUAACCACUAUUGCUGACAAUCUACCUUUGAUUGACUAGAGUUCCUCUUUGGCACUUCACCAGGGAACAAUGGCCAGUAUUGCCAAGUUUAAUAUUGAUGCCCCUCGCUGGGACCAGAAUACUUUUAUGGGGCGUGUAAAGCACUUUUUCAACAUCACAGAUCCUAGAACACUGCUGGUGUCAGAGCAUAAGUUGGAUUCAGCGAAGACAAUUGUAGAAAGCUGCAGGGCAGGUUCAGUACCCCCUGGAACCAGUGAGGAACAGCUUUUCUAUGCCAAGAAGCUUUAUGACUCAGCUUUCCAUCCUGACUCAGGGGAAAAAAUGAAUUUAAUAGGGAGAAUGUCAUUUCAAGUCCCCGGAGGAAUGGCUAUCACAGGCGGCAUGCUGCAAUUUUACAGAACAGUCCCAGCUGUGGUAUUUUGGCAGUGGGUAAAUCAGUCUUUUAACGCCAUUGUGAAUUACACCAACCGGAAUGCAGCUAGCCCCAUCUCGGUCAAGCAAAUUGGAGUGGCUUAUUUCACCGCUACCAGCACUGCCUUGGCAACUGCUGUGGGACUCAACCUUUACACUAAGAGAGCACCGACCCUUGUGGCACGCUGGGUCCCGUUUGCAGCAGUAGCUGCUGCCAACUGUGUGAAUAUCCCCUUGAUGAGGCAGCAAGAACUCAUUAAUGGGAUUGCAGUGACAGAUGAAAAUGACAACGCUCUGGGAAAGUCCAGGAGAGCUGCAGUCAAGGGAAUAACUCAGGUGGUGGUUUCCCGCAUUUUUAUGGCUGCUCCUGGCAUGAUUUUCUUGCCCAUUAUCAUGGAGGCAUUAGAGAAAUAUCCAUUCAUGAAGAAAAUCCAGGUUCUCCAUGCUCCCUUGCAAACAGUUCUUGUUGGAGGGUUCCUUGUGUUCAUGGUCCCAGUUGCCUGUGCACUUUUCCCACAGAGAAGUUCAAUUGCACUUUCACACCUGGAGCCGGAUCUCAGAGAACAAAUUGUGGCUGAACAUGGGGACAAAGUGACUUUUGCCUAUUUUAACAAGGGAUUAUGAGUGAGAACUGCCUGAACUUGGUGCAUUAUCCCACUUUGGACUCCAUCUCCUGGACAACACCCUGAUAGGAUGUUGUCAGGAACAGAGCUCAGAAUAUUCUAGAAAGAGCAGCACUCCAUCUCCAUUCUUCUUUUCCCUGUGUGAGUGUUUGUAUGUGUCUGUGUGUAGAGAGAAAUCUGGGCAAAUCUGAGCUUUUCUUUCUGCCCUAUCUGCAUGGUGACAAAUAGUCUGGGUUUUAGAAUGUGUCAUUUUCUGCUUUGUGGCAAUGGUGAGAAUGAAUCACUUGUGGUUGAUGAUGUUCAGAAAUGGAAUUAUUCUGAAGCAGUUGUUCCAAGCCUUAAGACCUCCUUGGUCCUUUGUGAACACAAAAUAUUUCCUGAACCAUGUUCCUCUCUGUUUUGAAGGCCAUACCUAAGUGUCUCUAAUCCAAAAAGGAGCCUGCAACCCUAUACACAUUUACUCAGGAGCAAGAUUCAUAUAACUCAGGAGAGUUACUUCUGAAAAGAUAUGCAUAGCACUGCAUUCUGAUUUAGGAAUUAAUUUUUGAUAUCAGUCUAUCCUACUUCACCGGUCAUAAAUUCUACAUUUUAACUGAACCAGAUUAUAUUGUUAAAACUUUCCAUUAAUCAGUGUAUAUAUGAUUAUAUUACCAUGCUUAAAUUGACAAAAUAGAAUUUUGUUCAUUCUGUCUGUAUAUUCUCAUCUAGCUACCUAAUGCAUUGUUGUAUUAAUUACUAACAAAUAUGUUAAUUAAGAGCUAAUUCAGAACUUUGUUAGAUAGCAUGGUUAUGCAGUCUUGCAACAGAUGUAGCAUCCUUUACAUUUAAACUAUCUAGCAGUUCAGUUUGGUGACCUUAUCUUCAAUCAUGUACAAAUAAGCACUAUAUAUAAUUUGUGAAAAUAGCUGGUCUGCUUGGUUUUUAUCUGCUCCUAAACUUGUAAUUUUUCUUAAUUCAUAAUGUUGUAUAAGAAUUAUGACUAGAAAGGUCUAGCAUUCUUUUCCCAUAGUGCACUGGAAGAUACCCCUAGGAAGCCCUUAAAUUGGACAUGAAAGUGUACAAAUAAGAGUCUUCACUUUGCAGGAUAUUCUUUGCUGCAUAUUUCAAAGGUUAGCUUUCCUUCAUCUGAUUAAUUAGCCUGAAAGCAUGAGAAUCCAGACAUGUGGCUUGCACCUAUGGGAAGAGAGGGCCCUUUUCUAGAGCUAUUUUUAUUGUCCUUAAAAUCAUGGUGGACCAAAUUUAGUGACCCAGCACAGGGGAAAAAAAGAACUUUAGGCUUGAGAAAAACUCCAAGAAUUAGGCAGAAGUUUUUGUUGUUGUUGUUUAGUCGUUAAGUCGUGUCCGACUCUUCGUGACCCCAUGAACCAUAUUGCGCCAGGCC